AUGUCUCAACCUCAGCAACAGCCCAAGCCCGCGCCUUCUGCGGUCGUGCAGCAGAGCGAUAACAUUGCUCAUGCGCUGGCAGGUGCAGGAGGUGGUAUUCUAUCGAUGGUCAUGACAUACCCUCUGAUCACGCUAUCCACGAGAGCCCAGGUCGAAUCCAAGCGCGCGCACUCCACAACCCUCGACGCGGUGCGUCGCAUCGUUCAACGUGAGGGUAUCUCCGGUCUCUACUCCGGCCUGGAGUCCGCCCUGUUCGGAAUCAGUGUCACCAACUUCGUAUACUAUUACUGGUAUGAGUGGACCCGUGCCGCCUUCGAGAAGGGCGCAAUCCAGUCCGGCCGUGCCUCGAAGAAGCUCACGACCGUGGAGUCCAUGAUUGCUGGUGCCAUCGCGGGCAGUGCUACCGUCAUGUUGACCAACCCUAUCUGGGUCAUCAACACCCGCAUGACAGCUCGCAAGUCUGAGUCUGAUGAGAGCCUACCCGGCGCACCCAAGAAGGCCAAGGCCUCAACCUUCAGCACUUUGAUGACUCUUCUGAAGGAGGAGGGCCCUAAGGCCCUGUUCGCCGGUGUCCUGCCGGCCUUGAUCCUGGUGAUCAACCCCAUCCUUCAGUAUACCAUUUUCGAGCAACUGAAGAAUAUUGUCGAGCGCCGUCGGCGUAUGACUCCUAAGGAUGCUUUCUAUCUGGGUGCGUUGGGCAAGAUCCUGGCCACCAGCAUCACAUACCCUUAUAUCACCGUCAAGAGCCGCAUGCACGUGGCCAGCAAGGAUGGCCCUAAGGAGAGCCUGAAUGGCAGCCUUAAGAAGAUUAUCCGGGAGGAGGGAUACACCGGUCUGUACAAGGGAAUUGGUCCCAAGGUGACUCAGAGUGCCAUCACCGCCGCCUUCCUCUUCGCCUUCAAGGAUGUGCUCUACGACGCCAUGGUGUCUGUGCGCAAGGGCCGCUCUAUUCGCAAGUAA
This is a messenger RNA of Penicillium cataractarum, 960 nucleotides long. It is a transcript of the gene pmp47, whose product is annotated as putative peroxisomal membrane protein Pmp47. The transcript is spliced from 3 exons. The record is from RefSeq and is a predicted model, not a curated record. Gene Ontology annotation, molecular function: FMN transmembrane transporter activity; AMP transmembrane transporter activity; ATP transmembrane transporter activity. Lineage: Eukaryota; Fungi; Ascomycota; Eurotiomycetes; Eurotiales; Aspergillaceae. Gene Ontology annotation, cellular component: peroxisomal membrane. The coding region runs from base 1 to 960 and encodes 319 amino acids.